AUGGCCGAUCCGCCCAGUCAACAAGACCGACGCGAUGCGUCAUCCGAACCCGACGACGACGAGACGCAACAGGAGCCCAACCACAACCGUCUCAACGCCACAAGGAGCGCUGCGACGGACACCAGCUGUGCCACGGGCGCGCCGUCAACGGUGCAACCGCCACCGGCCAAAGCCAAACCCUGGUACAGGCACAUGAACCCGUUGCGAUGGGGGGGAGUUCCGCCCGUCCCCAAGGACCGAAUUGUGUCGCGCGAGUAUUCGGCCGGCUUCUUCAGCAAGCUGACCUUUCAGUGGAUGACGCCGUUGAUGACGACUGGCUACAAGCGACAGCUCGAAAAUGGUGACAUCUGGGAGGUCAACCCCGACCGGGCAGUCGAGCCUCUGACCCAAAAAUUCAAGCAGUCGUUCCAGCGUCGCCUUCAAAAUCCCUGCCAAAAGAAUCCUCUUUUCUGGGCGCUCCACGAGACCUUCAAGUUUGAGUUCUGGCUCGGCGGUCUCUGCGCCCUCGUGACCGCCGUCUUGCAGGUCAUUGCGCCCUUCACCCUGCGUUUCCUCAUCCAAUUCGCCACAGACGCCUACGCGGCCAACGUCGCGGGCGGCACUCCGCCCCCCAUCAAGAAUGGAAUCGGCCUCGCCAUUGGCGUGACCACCAUGCAGAUCAUCCAGGCAUUCGGCGUCAGUCACUUCAUCUAUCGGGGCAUGAUGAUGGGCGGCCAGAGCAGAGCCGUUCUCAUUGGGGCCAUCUACGAGAAGGCCAUGGUGAUUUCGGGCAGGGCCAAGGCUGGCGGAGGCAAGGCGUCCAUCAUUCCCGAACCCGACGACGCGGAAGAGGACAGAGAAUCCGCCGCCGAUGAAAAGAGUCUAGGCAAGAAGAAGGAGAAGAACAAGCCUCGUCAGCCGCCGCAGGACGGCCUGGGAUGGGCAAAUGGCCGCAUCGUCAACUUGAUGAGCGUCGACACCUACCGCAUCGACCAGGCCUCUGCCUUCUUCCACAUGAUUUGGACCUCGCCCGUUGUUUGUCUCAUCACGCUGGUGUUGCUCCUAGUCAACUUGACCUAUAGCGCGCUCGCCGGCUUCGCCCUGCUCGUCAUAGGCGUGCCGGCGCUCACAAAGGCCAUUCAAACCCUGUUCCGCCGACGCAAAGCCAUCAACAUCAUCACCGACCAGCGCGUGUCUCUAACGCAGGAGAUUCUCCAGUCGGUCCGCUUUGUCAAGUAUUUUGGCUGGGAAAAGGCCUUUGUAGCCCGGUUGGGAGAGCUGCGAGCCAAGGAGAUCUCCUCGAUCCAGGUGCUCUUGACAAUUCGAAACGCCAUCAACGCCAUCAGCAUGUCGCUGCCCACCUUUGCGUCGAUGCUUUCCUUCAUUGUGUACUCGUUGUCGAGCCAUCAAUUGGGGCCCGCCGAGGUGUUUUCGUCCCUGGCCUUGUUCAACGGUCUUCGCAUCCCGCUCAAUCUGCUGCCCGUCGUCCUGGGCCAAGUCAUUGAUGCGUGGUCGUCCAUGAAGCGCAUCGAGGAGUUUCUGACACGGGAGGAGCAGGAAGAGGAUGCCGUGUACAAGCCUGACGGCAGCAGCGCCGUCGAGGUGAUUGACGCUGGCUUCACUUGGGAGAGGACGGCCGCGCAGGACCCAGACCGGCGCGCCAUCGCCGGCGCAGGCGGAGAGAAAAGGGGCACAGGUGCACCGAAGCCCGGAGAAGUCCAGAAUUCUCCUGCGACCUCUGAAGGGGACUCGUCAAGCACCUUGGUCGGAGAACGUGAGCCGUUCAGGCUUCAGGGACUCAAUUUCAAGAUUGAGCGCAAUGAACUCGUUGCCGUGAUUGGCGCCGUCGGCAGCGGCAAAAGCUCUCUGCUGGCCGCCCUGGCCGGUGACAUGCGAAAGACGAAUGGAGACGUCGUCUUUGGAGCCUCGCGGGCGUUUUGCCCGCAGUAUGCGUGGAUUCAAAACACCACUCUCCAGAACAACAUCACCUUUGGGAAGGGCAUGGACCGGGACUGGUACCGCCAAGUCGUCCAAGCCUGUGCUCUCCAGGCAGACCUGGACAUGCUUCCAAACGGCGACCAGACUGAAAUUGGUGAGCGAGGCAUUACCAUCUCGGGCGGCCAGAAGCAAAGGCUCAACAUUGCUCGCGCCAUCUACUUCAACGCGGACAUUGUCCUCAUGGACGAUCCUCUGAGCGCAGUGGACGCCCACGUCGGCCGGCACAUCUUUGACCACGGCAUUCUCGGUCUGCUCAAGGACAAGUGUCGCAUCCUGGCCACGCACCAGUUGUGGGUUCUCAGCCGCUGCGACAGGAUCAUAUGGAUGGAGGGCGGCAAGAUCCAGGCCAUUGACACCUUUGACAAGCUCAUCAGGGACCACAAGGGAUUCCAGGCUCUCAUGGAGACCACCGUUAUCGAGGGGAAGGAGGAUGAGGAUGAGGAUGAGGGCGAAGAGCGAGGGGCCAUGACGGCCGCGGACCUUGCCGACGAGCACAAGAAGCGCAAGGAGAACAGAAAAAAGGCGGCGCUGAUGCAGCAGGAAGAAAGGGCCGAGUCAAGCGUCCCCUGGUCCGUCUACGGAGCAUACGUGCGCGCUUCCGGCUCCAUCUUGAACGCGCCGCUCGUCAUCGUCCUGCUCGUCAUCUCGCAGGGCGGCAACAUUGCCACCGGGCUCUGGCUGUCGUGGUGGACGUCGGACAAGUUUGGCUACUCUACCGGCGAGUACAUUGGCAUCUACGCCGCCCUGGGCGCCGUCCAAUCGCUCCUCAUGUUCGCCUUCUCCGUGACGCUGUCCAUGCUGGGGACCAACUCGAGCAAGGUGAUGCUGCGGGACGCGGUGCAGCGCGUGCUCCGGGCUCCCAUGUCCUUCUUCGACACGACGCCGCUCGGGCGCAUCACCAACCGCUUCUCUCGCGACGUGGACGUGACGGACAAUAGCCUGACGGACGCCAUUCGCAUGUACCUGUUCACCCUCUCCAUGGUGACGGCAGUCUUCGCCCUCAUCAUCGCCUACUUCCACUGGUUCGCCGUUGCGCUGGUGCCGCUGUACUGUCUGUUUAUCCUGUCGGCGUCGUACUAUCGAGCGUCGGCGCGCGAGGUCAAGCGCUUCGAAUCAGUGCUGCGGUCCAACGUCUUUGCCAAGUUCGGCGAGGGCCUCAGCGGCGUGGCGUCGAUCCGCGCGUACGGCCUCAAGACGCACUUCGUCAAGGAGCUGCGGUCGUGCAUCGACGAGAUGAACGGCGCCUACUACCUCACCUUUUCCAACCAGAGAUGGCUGUCGGUGCGGCUGGACAUGGUGGGCAUCGCGCUCGUCUUCACCGUGGCCAUGCUGGUGGUGACGUCGCGGUUCAGCGUCAACCCGUCCAUCGGCGGCCUCGUGCUCAGCUACAUCCUGUCGAUUGUGCAGAUGCUGCAGUUCUCCGUGCGCCAGCUGGCCGAGGUGGAAAACGGCAUGAACGCCGUGGAGCGGCUGCAGCACUACGGCACGCAGCUGGAGGAGGAGGCGCCGCUGCACGCGGCCCCGGUGCGCGCGGCGUGGCCGGAGAGGGGGGACAUUGUCUUCCGCGACGUCGAGAUGCGGUACCGCGCCAACCUGCCGCUGGUGCUGCAGGGGCUGAGCAUGCACAUUGGCGGCGGCGAGCGCGUGGGCAUCGUCGGCCGCACGGGCGCGGGCAAGAGCUCCAUCACGUCGACGCUGUUCCGGCUCGUCGAGCUCUCGGGCGGCAGCGUCGUCAUCGACGGCGUCGACAUCUCCACCGUCGGCCUGCACGACCUGCGCUCGCGCCUGGCCAUCAUCCCGCAGGACCCGACGCUCUUCCGCGGCACCGUCCGCUCCAACCUCGACCCCUUUGCCGAGCACGACGACCUGGCCCUGUGGUCGGCCCUGCGCCAGGCCCACCUCGUGCCGGCGCCCGGCGACGCGCCCGGCCCCGCCGACGACGGCAAGACGCCCACGCCCCCCGCAUCCGCGGACCCGUCGUCCCCGUACACGCCCUCGUCGCGCAUCCACCUCGACACCGUCGUCGACGAGGAAGGGCUCAACUUCUCCCUCGGCCAGCGCCAGCUCAUGGCCCUCGCCCGCGCCCUCGUCCGCGGCUCCCGGAUCAUCGUCUGCGACGAGGCCACCUCCUCCGUCGACGUGGAGACCGACGACAAGAUCCAAAGCACAAUGGCCACCGGCUUCCGGGGCAGGACGCUCCUCUGCAUCGCCCACCGCCUGCGCACCAUCAUCGCCUACGACCGCAUCUGCGUCAUGCACGCCGGCCGCAUCGCCGAGAUGGACGCCCCCCUCGCGCUCUGGCACCACGCCGGCAUCUUUAGGGCCAUGUGCGAAACGAGCGGCGUUCGCCUGCAAGACAUUGAGCGCGCAAGGGAUGCCAUGGCUGCCCUGGACGCAACCGGUCCGAGGGCCUAG
Molecule: messenger RNA, 4392 nt
Organism: Metarhizium album ARSEF 1941
Lineage: Eukaryota; Fungi; Ascomycota; Sordariomycetes; Hypocreales; Clavicipitaceae
Product: ABC transporter family protein
Exons: 3
Coding region: 1-4392 (1463 amino acids)
Biological process (GO): transmembrane transport
Cellular component (GO): membrane
Molecular function (GO): ABC-type transporter activity; ATP binding; ATP hydrolysis activity
Source: RefSeq, a predicted model, not a curated record